Molecule: messenger RNA, 246 nt
Organism: Castor canadensis (American beaver)
Lineage: Eukaryota; Metazoa; Chordata; Mammalia; Rodentia; Castoridae
Source: RefSeq, a predicted model, not a curated record
AUGUCUUAUCAACAGCAGCAGUGCAAGCAGCCCUGCCAACCCCCUCCUGUCUACCCACCUCCAAAAUGCCCUGAGCCAUGUCCACCCCCAAAAUGCCCUGAGCCAUGUCCACCCCCAAAAUGCCCUGAGCCAUGUCCACCCCAAAAAUGCCCUGAGCCAUGCCCACCUCAGCCAUGCCAGCAGAAAUGCCCUCCUGUGCAGCCUCCCCCACCCUGCCAGCAGAAGUGUCCACCCAAGAACAAGUGA